Molecule: messenger RNA, 159 nt
Organism: Caenorhabditis briggsae
Lineage: Eukaryota; Metazoa; Nematoda; Chromadorea; Rhabditida; Rhabditidae
Exons: 2
Coding region: 1-159 (52 amino acids)
Source: RefSeq, a predicted model, not a curated record
AUGAUCAGCGCCCAACUUUUCUUCCUCGUUCUUCUUCUUGUUGCAUGCAUGUUGGCUGUUCAUGCCCACAGCCGUGCUGAUGGUAACGUCGAAGGAGGACUUGGUCAAUUCAUUCUCAGCUCACAUGGAUCUGACAACCACGGACCACAUGGAAAGUAG